AUGCCGCCUGGCGCGAAGAAGAGAAAGGCGUUGAAGAAGAAGCAGCAGCAACAACAACAUCAACCGAUUGGAACAAGUACGAACAACAAUAAUAAUGGCGAUAAUCUCCACGGAGGAAAUGAGGAACAUGGAGGAAGCCAAGAUGAUAGGGAAAGUGAUAGCAAUUUGAGUUCCCCUGGCUCUCAAGGAAAUGAACAAUUUGGUGGAACACAAGAUCCAUCUGCUGCUGCUUUGGUGAAGGACACUGCUAAAGAGAUAUCAGAGGUUACUCAGGGAUUAGGACCAAAUAGUGGAAAUGGUUCUGUAGUUGAAAUAGGAAUCGAUGAGAAGAAAACUAUUGUGGAGAACAGUGGGAAUGUUAUUGCAGUUGAAAGAGGAACGGAUGACAAGAGAUUUAUUGUGGAGAAAUCUCCCAUUUCCUCUUAUGAAAACUGUACUCAGACCGCCAAAAACGCAGCUUCUCUGGAUCCUUGUCUUGAGGAGAUCACUCAUGUUGUUGAGUCUGUCUCGGAAGUAGUGAUUUCUGAAAAGAAUGAGCAUGCUGAGACGUCAACACACUCGAUGAAGUCCGGUGCAACUAAAGAGUAUCCAUCUACGGGACUGGAAAAAGAGAAUGGUAAGUUGGCUACUCGUCCUGGCUCUGCUACUGGAACAAGCAGAAAGGUAGAGAGUGAAUCUGAAGUUCCACUAUCCUCUGAGGAAAAGCGUCUUUUGUUGCCUGGUCCUCCAGCCGUCCGAACUUCGUGGUUAAGUUGCUGUGGUUUGUUUGAUGCGAUGACCGGAUCUGACAGAUAAACGCAGUUUUCGGUACCUAUUAGCAACUUAGAUGUUGUUUGUUUGGGAGUCACAGAAUCUUGUAAAAAUAUCAUGUGCUGCAGCAGAGCAGGAGUUACAUAAAAAUGGACGCACAUGGCAGACAGAGCUCAAAGACAACAACGGAUUCAUGGUCGGUAC
Messenger RNA from Eruca vesicaria subsp. sativa (arugula), 954 nucleotides. The record is from the annotation of a GenBank genome assembly. NCBI's taxonomy places the organism in Eukaryota, Viridiplantae, Streptophyta, Magnoliopsida, Brassicales, Brassicaceae.